Molecule: messenger RNA, 366 nt
Organism: Ilex paraguariensis (yerba mate)
Lineage: Eukaryota; Viridiplantae; Streptophyta; Magnoliopsida; Aquifoliales; Aquifoliaceae
Source: the annotation of a GenBank genome assembly
AUGGACUCUCUCUCAGUACGAGCAAAGAAUUGGUCCAAAACCGCCUCCAUUCCUGCAUUUCAGUCAAAUGGUCCUAUUGAAAUUCCUCAUUUGGGUGGUGUUUCUACCCUUGUACAAAGAUGGAGAGGUUUUGAGGCUGAGGCAAAGAGCUUGAAUUCAAACAAUUCACCUAUUUGCAACAGCAAAAGCUAUUCUGGGUCGACUUUUACAGAAAAUAAUGCUUCAUCAUCAUUUGUUGAAGUGCCACAAAGAAACUCUGAUGCCUGUGAGUUUGUUGAUGGAAGAUAUGAAACUCCAACAUUGAAUGAGGACUCAUUUGCCGAUUGGGAAUCUGAUAGGGCAGCUAUGAGCGGUCCACCUUCUUGA